Molecule: messenger RNA, 5975 nt
Organism: Pygocentrus nattereri (red-bellied piranha)
Lineage: Eukaryota; Metazoa; Chordata; Actinopteri; Characiformes; Serrasalmidae
Gene: synpo2lb
Product: synaptopodin 2-like b
Exons: 4
Coding region: 241-3879 (1212 amino acids)
Biological process (GO): positive regulation of actin filament bundle assembly
Cellular component (GO): nucleus; actin cytoskeleton; Z disc
Molecular function (GO): actin binding
Source: RefSeq, a predicted model, not a curated record
GAGAGAGAGAGAGAGGGCAAGCAGUUGUGGAAACCCUUCAUUGCCCCUGAUCCCCCCUCACUCUUCCCACUCUCUCAGCAGGCUGAUAGCACAUGCAGUCUGUACCUGCAUGUGUCUCCCAGAACUGGCGGGAGCUCAGCCACUAAACAGGGCUCGAGGUUAAGGGAUGGGACAAGGUGACUGAAGGUGGCCAGAGACAGCCAGACAAACACACAGACAUACAAUAGAUCAACAGGUACAAUGGUGGCAGAAGAAGUAGUGGUCACCCUCUCAGGUGGAGCACCAUGGGGGUUCCGACUGCAGGGGGGAGCAGAGCAACAGAAACCCCUUCAAGUGGCUAAGGUUAGGAAGCGCAGUAAGGCCUGUCGGGCUGGCCUUCGGGAGGCAGAUGAACUGGUCGCAAUCAAUGAUGUGGCCUCUGGAGAGCUGUCUCAUGCUGAGGCCAUGAACCUGAUCGACAGUGGCCGGGGAUCCCUUCAGCUGAGGAUUAAGAGGGCCCCAGUGGGAUUCCAGUCAGUAGUGCUGUUGGACCGAGCCCCCUCCCCUCGAAUUGAUAAAGAGUAUAGGGCAGCCCUAAAAGCCCUAUCCCCUCCAACCUCCUCUAAACUGUCAUGUGACCACAGGGGAGCAAUCAUGUCUCCCACCAGUGGCCCAGAGUGCUUGACAUCCCCUCCGGACAGUGAGGCAUACUAUGGUGAGACUGAUAGUGAUGCGGAUGUGACGGCUCAAGACAAGCAGCGUAGACAGAAGCGCCGCAGCCCCAGCAGCUCCCCAGCCAAAGGCAAUGGCCUAGGUUGGCCCCAUGAAGAGGAAAACUCAGAGAUGAGUGGCUAUGAGAGUGCCACUGAUAAUAUGCGUAUAUACCCUCAAACAAAGACCUGGACCAUUUCUAAUGGCACAGUGGAGGGGAUAGGUUCUUCACAGCAGCAGAGUUUACCUGGAGUGGUCCGCAGAGAGGUAGUCUUCCAGCCCAACCAGGCAGAGUGGUCUCAUCAGGGUGAGAACUCUUCAGAGAACUCUGAUCAAAGCCCAACAGGGGCAGCAGAAGUCGACAGUGGUUUCCAAGAGCCUCCAACAGUUCCCCCUCCUUUGGUGUCCCCAGAGAGGGCCAAAGAAGCACUCCUGCUGGCAUCUCACAGAACACUGGUACCCAUGGUGGGUCCUGUGGAUAACCCAGUGGAUGAAGAGCUCACUGUCACAUACAUGGACAAGGCCAAGCAAGCCAAGCUGCACAGAAAUGAGAGUGUGCAGGACAAACAGGUGAAGGAGGCACGAUCCAAGUGCCGGACCAUUGCCUCACUGCUGACUGAUGCGCCAAACCCUCACUCAAAAGGUGUGCUUAUGUUUAAGAAGCGCCGCCAGCGUGCAAAGAAGUACACACUUACCUGCUUUGGCAGUGUCGACGGUGAGAGCUUGAGCAACACAGAAGGAGAAACCGAGGACGAGAGCUUUUUUCUGGGCAGUGAGUCAGAACUGGAUGAGGAUAGUCUUUCAGCAGCACCAGAUCCUACCUGGGACAGUGGCUAUCUGGAUGUCUUGGAAAGGAGGACGUCAGCCUGUGUGAUAACUGACAGGGACAUAGAGGGCAGCCCAGGCCUAAGUGCCACCUCAGGGAAAGGGGCAGAGCUUUUUGAGCAACAGAGGAAGAAGACUGAGAAACAUACAUCCACACCAGUUACCCUGACCCCAGCCUCUAUGCCCCAGCAGCAGCCAAACCCGGCUGUGAUAUACACGCCUGUUACUCCAGUUACACCAUUCUCUUCUCAGAGUAGCAGCAUGGUGAAUGGGGAGCCUAUGGUGGUGAGCAGAACCAGUAUGGUGCUGUCUUCUCCAGGCCAAACUUCCAUGGGCCCUGUGGCAGGAUCCUUACAAUCAGAGCAAUCAGAUCCUUCCUCUGGAAGCUCGGUCCACAACAGAACUGCCAGACCUUUUGCUCCUGGCUGUGUCAGCCAUAGAGCCUCAACAGCCCCAGUUGUCUUCAGGCCCAAUACUACAAAGAAAACCCCACUUCAGGCUCAAGGGGUAUUUGUGUCAACUGUACCUGCUCCUUUUUCUCCUGCUGGAUCUGGAUCUGGAUCUGGCCCUGGUGGCUCUGAUCAAAAGAGAGCCAUCUCUACUGCUUCCCUGUACAUCCCCCCAAGACCAGCCACAGUCUGUGGCCCUCCGUCUGUCUUUUCUCCAUCCUCUUCUGUGACAUCUCCUUCAUUUUCUCCCCCUGCCUUAAAUGGCCCACCUUUCCCUCCACAAGCUUCAGUGACAUCUGCACCUUUCUCUCCAACAUCUGCUCUUGAUUCACCUCAUAAUCCAGCCUCUGCUGUUGCUGUCCAGCCUUACUUCUCUCCACCAGGACACACUUUGCCCUUUAGCCCUCCUCCCACCACGUCUAGCAAUCAAUGUCAGUUUCCAUCAACAGUUCCUGUGUCAUCACAGUCCUAUUUAUCCCCUUCUCCUGCAACUCCCUCUGCCCCAGUUCCUGCCCACAUUCAAGUCCCUGCACAGUUCCCUCAAGGUCCAAAUAUGCAGCAAUCACAAGCUCAUAAGGUUUCCUUCUACCCAUAUAUCUCAGUGGCAACCACUUCAUCCGGAACAGCAAUAACCCCCAUGGCCCAGCAGUAUCCCCUCUCUAAUUCAAGUACAGGGGUUUCUUCUCGAGAGCAGAGGAUUUCCAUCCCAGCUGCCCGCACAGGCAUUUUGCAGGACGCCCGUCGCCGCAACACUAAGAAACCCAUGUUUAGCAAGCCUGAAGAGAAGAAGCCUGUCUCUUAUAAUCCUGAGUUGCUGUCUCUAGUGCAGAACCUUGAUGACAGGUCCCGCUCUGGGGCAGAGCCCGGUUUUGAGUCAGGUCCAGAAGAGGACUCCCUCAACCUGGGUGCUGAAGCUUGCAACUUCAUGCAGGCUCAAAGAGGCAGAAUAGCUCCCCCAGUGGCUCCAAAGCCUGCACACAACACUCCUGAGAUCCCCCAAAUGGGAGGGAAGGGAGCAGAACUAUUUGCACGUCGACAGAGUCGCAUGGAUCGCUAUGUGGUAGACAAACAGCCCAAGUCUCCAGCCCAACCUCGAGAACCGUCACCUACUAUUUCUCUCCCAGGUCACUGGAAAUACUCCCCCAAUGUCCGCGCCCCUCCUCCGAUUAAUUAUAACCCACUGUUGUCCCCGUCUUGCCCUCCAUUGGCCCAGCGAGGCAAUAAAGCAAAUGAGGCUGCAAGAAGUGGAACCAAAACAGCACCUGGCCAACACAAGCAAGGCAUCAAAGCUUUGGACUGCAUGAGCAGACAGCCUUACCAGCUCAACUCUAACUUGUUCAGUUAUGGGGGCAGUGUUCCUCAGACCAUUUCUACCUACCAACAGCAGCAGAAUGGAAUCAACAAUAUCGGUGGCACUCUGAACCCACCAAAGCAAGUCCCUGUGAAAACCCCCCGUGUAUAUGAGAUCAAGCGCUUCUCCACCCCAACCCCAAUGUCAGCACCAACAACCCUGAGCCCUACUGUGAUCGUCCCACGCUCGGCCACCACUCUGGCUGAACCAAUGUGGCGCUCUGACAUCACCUCACCUCCUCCUGUCGCUCCUCGACCUGCUGUACCUUAUUCUCCCCCACCUCCUGCCCCUUCAGCAGCCCUACCAGCAUUACCCAAGUUCUACACCACCCCUGUGCCCAAUGCAGUUCCCAUCCCAGCACCCACUCCUGCACAAGUCCAAAGCCCAUUCCAGGCAGCCAAUCAGUUUCAGAGUGCUCCAGAGCUGAGCCCCCUGUCUCCCACCUGGGGACGUUCUGCCAUGUCUGGAAGCAGUCAGAACCUGCAGGUGCCCAGACCCCACUUCACCACCUCUAGCAUGGGCCUGCAACCCAAUGUAUGGAGGCCUGGCUCCAUGCUCUAUUGAAUUUCACUCCACCGUGAAGAACCAGCUCCAUGAAGUAACACAGAGUACUUCACAGUGUAUUUGUGCUGUGAAUCAGUAUUGAAUUAGUAUCUUAUUGCCUGAGUAAUAAGACAAACACUGGAUGAAAUGAUUGCACGUACGUGAUUUAUGCACAAGCAGUAUUUUUUCCCUUAUCAACAAAUAGCUGGUUUACAGAUUUCUUGCAGUUUCAUUUAAUUGUUAUGAUAUCAAUGUGUCAUGCAGAAAAUCCAGAAAAUAUAAAGUAUUGUGCAAAAGUCAGAGACCAUCCUUCAUUUAUUUAAUUUCCAGUCAAAAUAGCCAUCAGGGAGAAGACAUUAAUUUUUAAGAUAUUUCUGAGAUUAGAUAAGAUUGAAUGUGUUUGGGAUCCCAAAUAGAAUAGAAUAUGGAAUAAAGAUGAAGGGUAGACACUGAAAAUACUGAAGAAUUGAAUAUUAUGUUUAGUUAUUAAGGGUUAUGUGUUAUUAUCUGUUAAAAAUAUGUUUUCUGCUUUUUUUCCUGAUGCUAAGAAAUUAAUAACUUGUAUGGAAUGACUGUUCUGACUGGAAAUCAAGAAAUGAAGGGUUGUCUCUGACUUUUGUAAAGCGCUAUACGUCACACAGAGAUGAAAGAAGUAUUUUAACAUAGUGAUAAACAAAUGUAAGAUUAAUUUACCAACUGGGGCCAUACAUAGGAACCACCAGAGACAUGACUUAAGCCAUCAAAGGUGACAGCACACAAAGGUGACAGACUAAAAAGAUUACCAUGGAGUGAAAGAGAGGGGGAAAGUGAAGUGAGGAAAAAAAGAACUUUCAACAGAUCAAGGCGAGAGAAAGAUCAAAGAAGAUGAAUGAAGAUUUGCAGCUCAUUCCACUGCAGAGAGUUAUAGACUGUCUUUAACUGGUGUAAUACCCAAGAACUCUAGAGUGUUUUAAACAUGUGUUAAAAUUGCCACAGGAUGUUAUAAAGAAAUUGGAUUAUUUGAAGCAGCGAUGGACAGUGAGGCCCAGUGAUUCUAACAAAGAGAUGGGAGAGGUGCUCAAGGAAUAUGGUAUUUGUUUGGAAAGAAACAAGACUGGUAUCCUCAGGAGAGAUGGUACAAAUCACAUUACACAGCACCCUAUUCUCUGAACCUACAGGCAAACUUCUACAUAUCUGCAUAUGAAUCAUUCUGGGUGCUUGAUGCAUGUGCUUAUUUCACUCAGAUGCUGCUUCAGAGUACAGAAGAUGAUGCUGAUCCCUCAUAGCUGUCCUGCGCUACUUUCGGCAAUGCAUGUGGCUCCCAGUGCGGAGAGUUAUGCGGGAGAUGACUGCAUGACAGAUUGGAAAAGCACCUGUGUCAUUUCUCAGUGCAUGGCUCAUGAUGCUUCAUCAUGUGAAUGAUACAUCUUUUCACAUUUCACCGCCUCUGCUGUCACUGUGGAUGAUGCUUUUGCAAAACAAACAUGACUUCUCUUUCAGUCUUGUGCAUCACUUGCUCACAUGCAUAUAUUACAUAUGCAAGUGGACCUUUUUCCUCCUUAAAUCAUAUUAAUGUGUAAAUUUAUGAAAAAAUAUUCACUUUUGUGUAGUUUGAGCAACACAUAACCAAAACAACACAUAACCAAUUAAAACAGAUUCUGUGGUAGGUACCAUUUCUCCUCUGAGGUUUGGUGGCUGGAUGUUGGAAGUUAAAUUAAGCACUGGAGCCAAUGGACUAUAAGAUGGUUUAGGAAAUAAGGUUAAAAAAGGAAAAGAGAACACACAGUAGAAAUCACUUUGUUUUCUUCUUUAUGUAGGACACAUAAGAGGUGUACACUGAGAUGUUCAUUUUGUAUUAUCAGAUUUGUUAAUAUGCAUGCCUUAUUACAUACAGAUGUAGGUUAGAAACUAUGCACCAAUGGUAAAUAUUUGCUUUGUUAUAAUUACAGCAAUGUGAGUUAAAAAAAAAUAGACAUUAAGUGUGAUGAAGACACAAAAAGAAAAAGCAACGUUAUUUGAGAGGAAUGAAAAGUAAUGAUGAAUGUACUGUUUUCUGAGUCUGGGCAUAUGACUACCAAUUUUUAAUGUUUGAGACACUGAAACUACAGCAAUAAAAAUAUUCCAUCUCUCUGUCUUUA